Messenger RNA from Misgurnus anguillicaudatus (oriental weatherfish), 2420 nucleotides. RefSeq names its product transcriptional regulator ovo. The record is from RefSeq and is a predicted model, not a curated record. Gene Ontology annotation, biological process: epidermal cell differentiation; regulation of transcription by RNA polymerase II. Gene Ontology annotation, molecular function: DNA-binding transcription factor activity, RNA polymerase II-specific; RNA polymerase II cis-regulatory region sequence-specific DNA binding. NCBI's taxonomy places the organism in Eukaryota, Metazoa, Chordata, Actinopteri, Cypriniformes, Cobitidae. Gene Ontology annotation, cellular component: nucleus.
UCUCUAGACAUUGAGCAGUAAAUGAGCAGUACAGGUCAGUCUGAGUUAUCUCCAGCAUCUGGUCAACUUCAUGUUUUGCUAGCUCAAGUCUACAAUCCAAAGUUAGUGGAGUGAACCGAACUUACAACUUGUAAAAAAUGCCACGUUCAUUUCUGGUGAAGAGGAAACAGGCGGUUGGUGCUGGAUGGCAGUGGAAAGAAUCUGACACCUGCACUGAUCCAGACACAGAAGCAGAUGUAGAGACACCCACCGAUGAUGUUCUGGAAUCAGUGCCUGACACCCCACCGCCUGUCCAAAAACCUCCACCUGUUGCUCUGGAAGCCGUUCGUGUCUCUCGCUCUGUCGAUUAUGGGAUGGAGAGAAUCCAACAACAUCAAUCGCUGCAUCAGAGUUCUCGUCCUUCAUCUGCAUUAGCGAACCCAACACAGCACAAAGUUCGGGAAUCCAGUGGAUCCUCAGAGUUUUUGUGCUCCGUGUGUCAUAAAAUGUUUCCUCUACAGCGCAUGCUCACUCGUCACCUGAAGUGUCACAGUCUGAUUAAGCGGCACCCGUGCAGGUACUGCGGUAAAGGCUUCAACGACACAUUUGACCUGAAGAGACACAUGCGGACACACACAGGUAUUCGUCCGUACAGGUGUGAUCUGUGUGAUAAAGCGUUCACGCAGCGAUGCUCGCUGGAGUCGCACCUGCGCAAGAUCCACGGCGUGCGUCAGCAGUACGCGUACCGCCAGCGACGCUCCAAGAUCUUCGUGUGCGAGGACUGCGGCUUCACUUCCAGCCGACCGGACGAGUAUUUCCUGCACGUGAGACAGCAGCACCCGAGCAGCCCCGCGCUUCGCCGUUACUACCGCAAACACGUGCUCGAGAGUCCCGCGCAGCACACCAUUGCCCCCUUCAUGCUGUACCCGCCGGCGGGUCUUUACAUGUAAGCGCAACUGUCUGAACAGGACUGACGACUGUCAAGGAAACUCUACUGGCAUUGGAGCCAAAAAGUGUGAAACUAACGCGUUAACGUGUGAUUUACAUGUUUACACGUAGUACAUGUUAAGGCGUUAGUUUCACACAUUUUGUCCCCAACGGCCUUCCGUACUACUGUGCAUCUCCAAAAAGAUGUUUGACAAGCAAAAGAGUCACGUUUAUCUGUGAAGUCAUCGACUGAAGUUGAAACCACAGAAACUCUGACCUGCUGUGUGUGAUGAAUGAACAAUGUUAUUUAUCAGCCUUUUAAAAAAGAGCCAUAAACUGUAAAGCUAGAAGACAAAUGUAGGUUAUUUUAUUAUUUGUUUAAGUGUGAAGUUUAUUCUCAGUUUUAUUCUGUGGGUUUGACUCCUUUACUUAAUCACAGAUGAGCUAUAUCACACUAUUACUCCAGCGAUAUUGCUUUAUUAGUUUACAGUAGUAACCCUAAAUACUCAUGCGACUGUAAGGUUAAAUAUGUAUUUGAUGAUGUGAGGCAAGAGAGUACAUUUGCAUUUUUAGCAUUUCAUGCAAAUGUACAUCAACAAUCAGUUUUUACCCUAUGAACACUUCCCAAACCACAAAGACAGAAUGCAAUAUUCACACAGAUAUAUCACACAUGAUGACUGUAUUCGGCUCUGUUCACGUGAAAUGUCAUUGUGUUGUGUUGUGUUGUGUUAAGGAUUAUUAAGAGAUCCAUUUUACAAAUCAAAGCUGUGACUGUUUGUUCUUUCACCCGUAUAUAAGAAUGAUCAGUGUUGUAUUAGUACAUCAGAUUAAAGGGACAUUCUGUCAUCAUUUUUGGGUGAACUAUCCCUUAAACAGUUCAUCAUUGUAGCGAGAGUCACCAAGUUACCCGGUUAAUUGUCCAAGAUAAAGAGAAAAUGAUCAUAGAGUAUUUCUAAUGUUUUCAUGUGAUCUCUUCUUAGAUAUUGAGAAGUUAGGGAUUGUUUAUUUAUAAACACAAUUAAUCUACAACAGAUUUUAUUACAUUAUAUUUAUAUCACUUUAUUUAAAGGUACAUUUUAAAGAAAUUGUGUGCGGCCUUUACUUUUAUUAAAACAGUGCUGCUGGGUUGUUUGAGGUUUUGUUUGUAUCAUGUAACAGUGAUGUUUAUCUAAGCAAACAACACAAAUGGGCGGUUACCCGGUUUAGAUUAAGCCAGGUUAUAUUAAGAAAAAGACAUUACUGGUGUGAAUCUUGAGACAGCACUGAUAUAUAUGUUGAGAUAUGUGAGUUUCAGUAAAAACACCUCAAACAUGUAUUUUAGUCUGGGAUUAAACUCAACUUCUGUCUGGGAAACCAAACCGCCCCAAACUCAUUAAAGCUCACAGCUGAUAAACACAAGACUGCAUCAUUUAUUUACUUUUUAAAUACACAUUUAUGGUCUUAUUGUAAGAACACAGAAAGAUCAUAAAUGUAUAUUGAGAGAGUAAACAGAGUACAUUUAGAUGUCGAGUAGA